CCCUGGAAAAGGUCCCAGCGGUUCACUUUACAAUUUCGCUUCUUGCAAAUGGAAAGUUUAUUGUUCUCGUGAUACGUUCGAGCUGGGGAGGCACGAGGCACGCACACACAUCGAUGUUUAAUAACCGAGUUGUCAACAGGCUGGUAGGCUGUGAGAGGCGCGUCUCUGACCGUCCGAUGGGAUGUCUUUGAUUUAGUUUUUCUAUUAUUUAAUUAAACUCGCGACUCGAGUUGAAUUAAUUACCAAGGAGAGCCAGGGCUUUUGCAAUGAUUAUACAUAGGCCUACUUAAGAAAGCAUUACAAAACAACGCUCUCAUCUCCGGUUGAGGGUUCAACUGACGUGAAUGGCGAAUUUCAAUAGACACACAGUUGUUGUGCGUAGCGGGGUUGGAUCAGGCUGCACCGUGCUGGGGCUUCAGCCACCGGGGGGACAUUUGGACCGGUCACGGAGACCUGCGAGGGGCCAGCAGCACCGUCUCCCCACUGAUGAUUGAUUAGUAAAGCCUCCAAAAGGAUCUUCACCUUACCCCAUCCUCCAUAUCGAUCAGGGUUCCGAGAGCGUCUCACCUCCUCUCACCUGGCGCGGCCGAUCAACCGGUGAGAGAGGAAAACCCUCCUCUGGAGCUAUUCCCUCCCGUCCACUUGGAUUUAUCACCGUUUUCCUAGUUUUUUCUCUCCCAAGAAAGAAAACAAGAGUAAAAGACCGUCGACAGAUAAAAUACGACACACGUGGAUUCCUUCGCCUAGGCUCGCGCGCACACCACCAGCCCGGGAGUUGCCAGGGCUACCGUCAGACGGACACCGCGAGCGCUUUGAUUCGGCGGCGUGUUUGAAGCGCACAGGUGUUCAAUUAUCAUUCGGUUUCCGUGGCCGCGUGACACGCUAUUAUCCUAGUUCGGUGAGAUAUGUUAUGGCUGCUCUCCGCUCGCUCCCGACCCGCACACCUCGGCUGCUCUGACGCGGCAGGUCUCCCUUCUCUGGAUAUGUUCGGGUUCGAGGAGAAGAAGCCGCUCAGGAGCCAGACUUUAAAGGAAACAUACGAGGCGUCGGAGUAGAGGAAGGUUUCCCACAGGUCUCGCUUGGAUAACUAGCUGCUCUUCUUCUGGCAAAUCAUUCAGACCCACUGUUGUUUGAUGACAGAAAAGACCGCCCCGUUGCCAUGACGAUUGAGGAGGAGGAGGGCCUGACACCGGCCUCCGCUAUCGUCGGGGUAACGCCGACCCCUGUCGUCUUCACGACGACCACGGCAUGGGAAGAUGGCGGCGGUGGCGGCGGCGGCCGAGCCUUCGCUUUCUCCUCUCCACGACAGCACUCCCCCACUCCCCGCCUCUCUCCGAGGGAGCAGGAGGAGGAAGAGGAGGAAGGGAUGAUGGAGGUGGACUGGAUCGAAGAGGACAUAGUGGAGGAGGAGGAGGAGGAGGAGAUGGGCCGGUGUGACAGUGAAGUAGGGUGUGACCACCACGAUGAUGAUGAUGAUGAUGAUGAUGAUGAUGACGAAGGAAGCAGUGAUGCCAGUGUGCUGGUGGUCCCCCACCCUGAGAUGGUUCCCGUGGUCUUCUUCUGCCUCAAGCAGACCACCUUCCCCCGCAGCUGCUGCAUCAGCCUCGUCUCCAGCCCGUGGUUCGAGCGUGUCACUAUGAUGGUGAUCCUGCUGAACUGCGUGACGUUGGGGAUGUACCAGCCCUGCGAGAACAUCGACUGCAACUCGCAACGCUGCAAGAUUCUGCAGGCCUUCGAUGCGUUCAUCUACAUCUUCUUUGCGCUGGAGAUGGUGGUGAAGAUGCUGGCACUGGGGAUUCUGGGUCGUCGCUGUUACCUGGGUGACACAUGGAACCGCUUGGACUUCUUCAUCGUCAUGGCCGGUAUCGUGGAGUACUCCCUGGACCUGCAGAACGUUAACUUCUCCGCCAUCAGGACAGUGCGGGUACUGCGGCCGCUCAAAGCCAUCAACAGAGUGCCAAGCAUGCGUAUCCUGGUCAACCUGUUGCUGGACACGCUGCCCAUGCUAGGCAACGUGCUGCUCCUCUGCUUCUUCGUCUUCUUCAUCUUCGGCAUCAUCGGGGUGCAGCUGUGGGCGGGGCUCCUGAGGAACCGCUGCUACCCCGCCGAGAACUUCACCCUCAACAUGGGCGUGCGUCUCCCCCGGCCCUACUACAUGGCGGACGAGGACGACGAGCGGCCCUUCAUCUGCUCGCUGCCCGUGGACAACGGCAUCAUGGCGUGCACCGACGUGCCGGCGCGGCGCGAGGGCGGCCGCACCUGCUGCCUGGACAAAGAGGACGCGCUGUACCGCCGCUCGCUGGGCCUCAGCCCCGACCCCCCGCCCGUCAUCGCCAACGGUAGCCACGGCAACCCAGGGCUGUGCGUCAACUGGAACCAGUACUACACCCGCUGCCAGACCGGACACAGCAACCCGCACAAGGGCGCCAUCAACUUUGACAACAUCGCCUACGCCUGGAUCGUCAUCUUCCAGGUCAUUACCCUGGAGGGCUGGGUGGAGAUCAUGUACUAUGUGAUGGAUGCUCACUCCUUCUACAACUUUAUCUACUUCAUCCUGCUCAUCAUCAUCGGCUCCUUCUUCAUGAUCAACCUGUGCCUGGUGGUCAUCGCCACCCAGUUCUCGGAGACCAAGCAGCGGGAGCACCAGCUCAUGCAGGAGCAGCGCGCCCAGUGCCUGUCCUCCUCCACCCUGGCCAGCCAGCCGGGGGACUGCUACGAGGAGCUCUUCCAGCUCGUCUGCCACGUGCUGCGCAAGGCGCGCCGUCGCACCGUCACCCUCUUCAACGCCAUGCGGGGGAAGCCCAGAGGCUUCCGGGGGCCGGGCAGGGGGGGAGGCGGGGGCGGAGGGGGAGGAGGAGGAGGGGGAGGAGGGGGAGGGAGGGGAGGCGGAGGGAGGGAGAGGAGGGGGAACCGAGGAGGAGCGGACAGCCGGGAGAUGAGGAGGCCUGUGCGACCCGCCUCCUAUUGCCCAGACUACAACAAACCCGACCAUGUGACCCCAGCCGAGCCAAUGGCACUUGACGUGGCCGUGCCCGUGUCGCUCGGCGCCGCUGGAGCUGCGGGGCCCGGCGACGGCGGACCGGCCAAUGAGGCGGCGGGGGAGGCGGAGAUAGAGGAGACGGACGGGGAGGGGGACCGAUGCUGCGGCCAGAGAAAGGGGGAGAAAGGCGGGGGGUGCCACCCCCGGCGGCGGUGCCAGGGGCUGUGGUACGAGGUCCGGGUGAAGCUCUGGAGCAUCGUGGAGAGCAAGUACUUCAACAGAGGCAUCAUGAUCGCCAUCCUCAUCAACACCAUCAGCAUGGGCAUCGAACACCACCAACAGCCAGAGGAGCUGACCAACGUCUUGGAGAUCUGCAACAUCGUCUUCACCAGUAUGUUUUCGCUGGAGAUGAUCCUGAAGAUCACGGCAUUUGGCUCCUUCAACUACCUCAGGAACCCCUACAAUGUGUUUGACAGCAUCAUCGUCAUCAUCAGCGUGUGUGAGAUCGUGGGCCAGUCGGACGGGGGUCUCUCCGUGCUGCGGACCUUCCGCCUGCUGAGGGUCCUGAAGCUGGUGCGCUUCAUGCCGGCUCUCCGCAGGCAGCUGGUGGUCCUGAUGAAGACCAUGGACAACGUGGCCACCUUCUGCAUGCUCCUCAUGCUCUUCAUCUUCAUCUUCAGUAUUCUAGGGAUGCAUAUUUUUGGCUGUAAGUUCAGCCUGAGGACGGAGACGGGGGACACAGUGCCGGACAGGAAAAACUUUGACUCUUUGCUCUGGGCCAUCGUCACCGUGUUCCAGAUCCUCACCCAGGAAGACUGGAACGUGGUGCUGUAUAACGGCAUGGCCGCCACCUCCCCGCUGGCCGCGCUGUACUUCGUCGCUCUGAUGACCUUCGGGAACUACGUCCUCUUCAACCUGCUGGUGGCCAUCCUGGUGGAAGGUUUCCAGGCAGAGGGUGAUGCUAACCGUUCCUACUCUGACGACGACCGCUCUUCGUUCGACGAGAGCGAGAAGCACAACGACUCCCUGAAGCUCUCAGACCCCAAGAUAUGCACCCUGACACCCAACGGGCACCUGGAGCUGGGGGGCUCCCUGGCCCACGCCUCGGACCCCCGCAGCCUGGUGCUGGACUCACGCAAGAGCAGCGACAUCAGCCUGGGAAGAGCCAGUCUGGACCGGAGGUCCCUCUCCCUGCGACACGGCCGCAGUUCCAUGUACCACAAUUGGGGGCGCCCUCUCCCUCCACAGUCGGCCUGGAGCCGCAGGUCCAGUUGGAACAGCCUGAGCCGGAGGAGCUGCACGGUGGGCGGAGCUCCCCUGGUGGGCGGGAGCCUGCGUGUCCGCAGCACCCGUUCCCCCUACUCCUCCUCCCCCCACUCCGCCGAGCACCAAUCCCUGCUCUUCCACUCCCGGCCCGCCAUCCACCCCCCUCUGCCGCCGCCGCCGCCGCCGCCCCCGCUGUCCAGGCGCUACAGCGGGGGGGCCCGCCACGACCGCCGCGCCCUCUCCCUGGAGCUCCCCGAGCUGCCGCCCGCCCCCGCUUCAUCCACCCUCCCCCCAGCGCUGCCCCCGCCCUUACCUCCAGCGCCACCGCCGCCCGCACCACCACCACCACCUCCUCCUCCUCAACAAGAACCCCUGAGGAGGAGCUUGGGGUCGGGCACGGCGGGCUCCGGCAGCGUGGGCGUGGGGCCGGAGCACCAGGACUGCAACGGCAAGACGGCCCACCCCCACCACCACGCCCUCAUCCUGGCCGAGGUGUUCCCCCAGCUCAAGGCCCGCAAGGACCGCGCCGACACAGACGAGGAGAUCGACUACGGCCUGUGUUUCCGGAUCCACAAGAUGAUGGAGGUGUACAAGCCAGACUGGUGUGAGAGCCGACAGGACUGGUCUGUGUACCUGUUCUCCCCUCAAAACAAGUUCCGUCAACUGUGCCGUUCCAUCAUCGUUCACAAGCUGUUUGACUAUGUGGUUCUGGCCUUCAUUUUCCUCAACUGCAUCACCGUGGCUCUGGAGAGGCCUAAAAUCAUGCAGGGCAGCCUGGAGCGUCUCUUCCUAACCGUCUCAAACUACGUAUUCACUGCCAUCUUCGUCACGGAGAUGACUGUCAAGGUGGUGUCUAUGGGGCUCUACCUGGGCGAGCGGGCCUACCUGCGUAGCAGCUGGAACGUCCUGGACGGUUUUCUGGUGUUUGUGUCUCUCAUCGACAUCGUGGUGUCCAUGGCAGGAGGGGCCAAGAUCCUGGGGGUCCUCAGGGUCCUACGCCUGCUACGGACUCUAAGACCCCUCCGGGUGAUCAGCAGGGCUCCAGGUCUGAAGCUGGUGGUGGAGACCCUCAUCACGUCUCUGAAGCCCAUCGGAAACAUUGUCCUCAUUUGCUGCGCCUUCUUCAUCAUCUUCGGCAUCCUGGGAGUACAGCUCUUCAAGGGGAAGUUCUACUACUGCCUGGGCCUUGAUGUGAGGAACAUCACUAAUAAAUCAGACUGCCAGUUGGCCAACUACCGCUGGGUUCACCACAAGUACAACUUUGAUAACCUGGGGCAGGCUCUGAUGUCCCUGUUUGUUCUGGCAUCAAAAGACGGAUGGGUCAACAUCAUGUACCACGGCCUGGACGCAGUGGGCAUUGACCAGCAGCCGGCGAUCAACAACAACCCGUGGAUGCUGCUGUACUUCAUCUCCUUCCUGCUCAUCGUCAGCUUCUUCGUGCUCAACAUGUUUGUGGGCGUGGUGGUGGAGAACUUCCACAAGUGCCGGCAGCACCAGGAGGUGGAGGAGGCCCGGCGGCGCGAGGAGAAACGCCAGCGGCGCAUGGAGAAGAAGAGGAGGAAGGCCCAGAAGACCCCCUACUUCGCGUCGUACGGCCCCACCCGCCUGACCGUCCACACGCUGUGCACCAGCCACUACCUGGACCUGACUAUCACCUUCAUCAUCUGCAUCAACGUCAUCACCAUGUCCCUGGAGCACUACAGCCAGCCCAAGUCCCUGGAGACAGGACUGAAGUACUGCAACUACUUUUUCACCUCCACCUUCGUCAUCGAAUCCACGCUGAAGCUGGUGGCCUUUGGCUUCCGACGCUUCUUCAAGGACAGGUGGAACCAGCUCGACCUGGCCAUAGUGCUGCUGUCUGUGAUGGGCAUCAUCCUGGAGGAGAUUGAGAUCAAUGCCUCGCUACCCAUCAACCCCACCAUCAUCAGGAUCAUGAGGGUGCUCCGGAUAGCACGCGUGUUGAAGCUGCUCAAGAUGGCGACGGGGAUGAGGGCCCUGCUCGACACGGUGGUUCAGGCUCUACCUCAGGUUGGUAACCUGGGCCUGCUCUUCAUGUUGCUGUUCUUCAUCUACGCUGCGCUGGGCGUGGAGCUGUUUGGGGAGCUAGUUUGUAACGCUGACUACCCAUGUGAGGGGAUGAGUCGCCACGCCACCUUCGAGAACUUCGGCAUGGCCUUCCUCACGCUGUUCCAGGUCUCUACCGGGGACAACUGGAACGGCAUCAUGAAGGACACCCUGAGGGACUGCCCCCCCGGCCAGUCGAGCAGCGACUACGGCUGCCACGCGGGCCUGCAGUUCAUCUCGCCGCUGUACUUCGUGUCCUUCGUGCUCACCGCCCAGUUCGUGCUCAUCAACGUGGUGGUGGCCGUGCUCAUGAAGCACCUGGACGACUCCAACAAGGAGGCGCAGGAGGACGCCGAGAUGGACGCCGAGAUCGAGCUGGAGCUGGCGCAGGGGGGCCUCUGCUGCAUGACCGGGGGGCUGGGAGCCGUCGCCGGGGCAACCGGGGCCUCCGUCGGCGGAGGAGGAAGCGGCGGCGGCGGCGGCGGCGGCGGCGGCGGCGGAGGCGGAGGAGGAGGACCCGGAGCUGGGAUGAUGAUGAUGAUGGGCCAGGGUGGGCCCCCGCCGGGUGGGGCUGGCGGGGGGCCGGUGGCGUUGAGAGGAGGAGGAGGCGGAGCAGGAGGAGGAGGAGGAGGAGGAGGAGGUGGCGGGGGAGGAAGCACACAGUACGAAGCACAGAGGCACCGCAGAUGCAGGCUGUACUCCCCGGCGCAGGAGAGCCAGUGGUUGGACAGUGUGUCUCUGCUGAUUAAAGACUCCCUCGAGGGCGAGCUGAUAGACAACCUGUCUGGCUCCGUCUUCCACCAUUACUGCCCCCUGCCAACCUGCAGAGACUGCAGAGCGCACUCCCAGGAGAUCCGAUUGGCCGAAGUGGAGCAGGCGUCUCUGAUGUCAGAGCAGAUGUCAGACAAGUCUUCCCUGGCGCUGCCUGAUGACCUCAGCCUGGACGAACACAGCAUGUACCAACUGCUGCUCCCAGAUCCGCCGCCCCAGAGGGGCGGUAGCUCCUGUCCCAGCCCAGAGGAGCAGCGCGAGGUGGGGUCCCGGGGAGGCUCUGACCCCGUCAGCCCGGACAGCAGUGGGGGGGAGGAGGGUCUCCGGUGGUGGCUGGAGGAAGGGCUCCUGCCCCGCUCCGCCCCAACCUCGCUGGGACGCUCAGGUGCAGCACGGCACGCCAACGCUGGCCUCACAGAAACUCAAGCGGGCGACCUGGGAGCAGGCGGUGCCAGAGGAGUCAGGGAGAAGGAGGAGGAGGAGGAGGAGGAGGGCUCAGCCUUGCCCUCCUUCCCCCUCCCGGCGGACUUCUUCCACCCGGCCCAUGUGGCCCCGCACGGCAGCCCGCCACCAGACGCCGACCCGAGCAGGAUAGACCCGUCAAGGCUGGCCUCCCCCGCCUCGUGGGCCUCCCUCCGCUCCCCGGCCGUCCACAGCAGGGACCUCUGUUCCCAGCACCCCUCCCACAGCGGCUCCUCCCUGGCUACAGCCAGCUCCGACGGCAGCCUGCAGACCACCCUGGAGGAGGGGCUGAGCUUCAGCGUCACCCUGACAGGACACCAGGGCCUCCAGCAGCCCCUACUCUGCCCUUUGCCCCCCAGCCAGCCCCUCUCCUACACCAGUACACCCCCACCGCACACCGCCCAGGCCCAUGGCUCGACCACACUGCGGGGUCGCAGCACUGCGCUGACCCUCCAGGCCACCAGGGGGCACCAGAGGAGCCAGAGCAGCUGUGGGGGCAGCAUCAGUCCAGGGGGCCUCCGCCAGGACUCCAUGGAUCCCUCGGACGAGGAGGCGGGCACGGGGUCUGGGCGUGGCGGUGCCGGCAGCCAGGCGUUCAACAGCGAGCACCUCUCAGAUGUGCUGAGCAGCCUUUCGCUGACGUCGCUGCUCUCUCCGGUCUCUCUGAAGCCCCCUGUGGUGAAGAAGUGUAACAGCACCGGCUCCCUCAAUCAGGCCAACCUGUCCACACGGAGCCAAGAUGGCCGCCAGUGUUGCGGCAUCGAUGCCCAUGGCUACUUGUCCAACCCCUGGGAACAGUACCGGGGAGAGCAAGAUGGCGGAUUUAGCAUGGUGAACAGAGGCAGCGACAGCCAAAUAGCGAACACAAGCCCCAGAAAAAACAGAUGAAAUACCUCUCCCCCUCUCUUUUCCUCUUCUUCCAACUCACUACUUUCUCCCUCCAUUUGCUAUUCUGGGAUGGCGGAUGGCUGGGCGAGAGACUAUUAACUUGCUGUCCGUUAGGUCCUGCCACUGCUGACAAACUUCCUAUUCCUGUUGCUCAUCACGAAUGGCGAGAUGUCCGUGUGCUCUCUCGCUGACACCUCGCGUGGUUGCGCAAGGUCGGUUGGCUGCCGUGGUUUGAAUGUCUCGUCUUUACCGCAGAAGACGGGAUUAGCGGAGCGUUAGCGGAGCGUUAGCGUAGUGAAGACCCUAGCUCGAAGGAUUGAUUGCUGGAGACACUGGAAGAGAAUUUAGCAGCACCGGUGUGGUGUGGGAGCUUAGCUAGCUAGCUAGAUACAAAAUGAAUGGUUCUCUUUGAAACAGGGCUAGCAUGACGCACCACUCAGUCUCACCCUCGCAAAAACACAACUUUGUUCAAAGGCAGUUGAAUAAUCAUCUGGGGAUCCUUUUUGAAUAACAAAUUAACUUUGUACAGAUGUUUAGGGUUUUUGAUUUGUUUUUUGUAAGAACCGUCACCAACCGUAGCAUCGACAUCUAAAUAUUUUUUCUACCUGUUUAGCCAAUUCCACAGGGGCGGGAAAACCGCUGUUCCACUUGAUGUGUUCUAACGUUGUGCUUGACAAGAGUGUUGGAGUUGUGUUGAUGUAGUCAUGACGAUGUAGUCAUGACAAUGAGGAGAAGAAAAGGAGAGCAGGAGGGCAAAAAAAAGUAAUGGCUAGUCUGAAAAUAGCCGUAACAGGUGAGGAGGCAGGUGAGGGGGGGAGGGGGGGUGGGGGGGUAGCGGGGUCAAAGAGCAGAAUGGGUGAACCGCUGCUUCAAAGCAACCGGUGAGGGUGAAGGAGCAGAGCAAUGCUACACCAUCACUCCUUCGGCUCUGCCGGGAAAGGGCUAAAACAGGAACAGCUAACAGGUCUGCAUGAGUGCCAUGACCACAGUGUGACCCUGGCACGACCCCACAAAUGAAAAUACUUCAGUUAGUUUUUAGUCCACCUGGUUUCUGAUGGAGAUUAUGUUGAGCACAUCGUGGCAGUACCAGAGGUAUCCCCAUUCCUUAGGCAAUGGAAGGAAAUCAUUUGAAUGUGUACACCCGAUAUCUACUAGUGAUGGAACUAUUGACUAUACAUAUAUAUAUGAUACGAAUACGAGGACUAUACAGAUACAUAAAAGAAGACAAAUACAACUGUCAGAAAGACGAAUGAAGACUGUUGUACUUGAUGAUGUGGGCCGUAGUGUAGAGGGAGAGAGAGACAGUGUCGGAGAGGGACAGCUGAUAUACUGAAUAAAUAGUUGUUUAAUCUACAAGCAGAUAGUCUAAUCAAUGGGCAGCAACAGAAGAACGGCAGCCAUCGAGGGCCAACUGUCAUGUUUCACUCUGUGCACUGUUUCCUGCCUGUUUUACCAAGUUUUUAAUGAAAGCACGACAUACAAGAGAUGGUGAUUAAUACUUUGACUGGAGGCAGUUAUUUAUAAAUCCACUGGAGGUGGAACUCAGGUGAAGAGUAGCACACACUGAAAUCAUUUUUACACAAAUGCAGGAGAACACACACGCACGCGCACACCCACACAUACACACACUCACUUCACAAGACCACCGCAACGAAGCGCAGUAUGCUCCCACAUUUUGAUUUCAUUAACCUUUGGAAGCAGAUAGAUGAAGGAGAGAGAGGGUGGGAUGGGGGGGAGGGUCUCUUGCCCUCCUGUUUUAUCAUUUCGUCCUGCUUCGUCCUCUCCUUAGCUCUCUGUUCGCAUUGAUUUAGAAAGGAGAGCUGGCAUCGCCAAAUGGCAGUUGACUUUCCCCCCUUAUUUGAGAUAUGCAAUAUGGGUACGGUAGACUCACGGUGAGGUAGGCAAUGUGGCUACGGAAGAGUAUAUUUAUAAAGAUGUAUGUGAUUUUAAAUUCAUCCCCUGGAGCUCUGAGGUCAUUUCGAAUGGUGAUGUGGUGGAACGUCAUGUGACUCGAGGUAGUGGAAUGUGUUAACCCUUCUUUCCCCCUCUUGCCGCCUUUUGAUUUCCUCUUCAAUGCAUGUGUUUUCUCUCCUUGUUUGUUUUGUAAAUGUCAUUCUAGUACCAUGCUAAUAAAGCUAGCUAGCUUUUCACGAGCGACCCGCUCCUCCUCUC
This is a messenger RNA of Gadus morhua (Atlantic cod), 10603 nucleotides long. It is a transcript of the gene cacna1ib, whose product is annotated as calcium voltage-gated channel subunit alpha1 Ib. Gene Ontology annotation, biological process: membrane depolarization during action potential; positive regulation of calcium ion-dependent exocytosis; calcium ion import. The coding region runs from base 1160 to 8431 and encodes 2423 amino acids. Lineage: Eukaryota; Metazoa; Chordata; Actinopteri; Gadiformes; Gadidae. Gene Ontology annotation, cellular component: voltage-gated calcium channel complex; voltage-gated sodium channel complex; plasma membrane. Gene Ontology annotation, molecular function: low voltage-gated calcium channel activity; voltage-gated sodium channel activity. The transcript is spliced from 38 exons. The record is from RefSeq and is a predicted model, not a curated record.